Pneumocystis carinii B80 is the source of this 1163-nucleotide messenger RNA. RefSeq lists its product as hypothetical. The transcript has 2 exons. The record is from RefSeq and is a predicted model, not a curated record. NCBI's taxonomy places the organism in Eukaryota, Fungi, Ascomycota, Pneumocystomycetes, Pneumocystales, Pneumocystaceae. Bases 46 to 1119 code for a protein of 357 amino acids.
UUAUAAGAAGGGAUUUAUUAUAAGUUUUAAGGAGUGGCUAUAAAAAUGAGCGGAAAUCAAGUUUCUAAUGAAAAACCAAAGUUACCAGAAUUAUGUGCAGAAGGCCAUAAUUCAUCAGAAAUAGCACAAGAACAGAUAGAUUAUAAGGAGAAGGAGAAUACACCAAUAAUAUAUGAUAAAGAAAAGCAAUUAACAACGCCAUUGUAUUCAAAAUCUAUUUUAACAUUUGCUCAGUCAAAAAAUACAUCACCUAUAUCAAUAAAUACAAGUAAAAUGUACCCAGAAGGGUUUAUUAAUUAUAAGGAGAAGCCAUCUAUUAGAAUUCAUGUUCCUUUAAAAGGACAAGUUAAUGUUUAUGUUAAUUUUGCACGAGAAGCAGAAAAGCACUAUGGAUGGACGGCUUUACAUCCAUUACAAGCAAGAAAUUUGAUUAAUUUAGGGAUGCUAAAGUAUGAUAAUGAACUUGAUUCAGAUGAGGGAGAUGAAUCGGAAUCGAAUGUAGAUGAAGAUAGAAAAGUCAAGUUAUCAGUAGCACCAACGGAAAAUGAAAGUUCAAAUCUUCAAGAACCGUUUAUUCCAGCACAAAAGAAACGUAAAAGAAGGAUACAAGAAGAAGAAUAUGAUACGCUUGAUCCAUUUAUUGAUGAUUCAGAAUUAUUUUUAGAGGAAAUUGCAGCAUCAAAAGAUGGGUUUUUUGUAUUUUCAGGGCCUCUUAUACCAAAGGGAGAUAAAGUAAAGAUAGAAAGAACGGAUGAAUCUACAAAAAAAGGGCGUUCAAAGGGAGGAAAACAAAAUACAAAUCGUAUAAUUAAUAAAAAUACAAAGCAAAAAGAAGUUAAAAGUCCAAAGGAAAGCAAUGGAAAAAAGAAUGUAAAAACAGUUCAAAAUACAAAACAUGUAGAACAAUCAGAAAACAAAAAAGGUACAAAUUUAGAGAAAGCAAUUGAAAAAAAAGAACCUAAAGAAUUAAAAACCAACAAGAAUCCAUCUCCUUCUAAAGAAAAUGUAGAAUCAAGUACUAUUAAAAGUACUAAUGAGACUAAAGAAAACAAAGAUACAGUUACACAAAAAUCUAAGAAAAGCAAAAAAACCGAAAAGCCUGAAAAUGGACAAGGUUAAAGGGAGAGAAAAAAAUGGAGAAAAACGAAUGGAAUUGUUUCUGA